This is a messenger RNA of Ceratitis capitata (Mediterranean fruit fly), 3047 nucleotides long. RefSeq lists its product as uncharacterized. The record is from RefSeq and is a predicted model, not a curated record. Gene Ontology annotation, cellular component: membrane. Lineage: Eukaryota; Metazoa; Arthropoda; Insecta; Diptera; Tephritidae. The transcript has 11 exons.
ACGAUGCACAUAUAUUUGAAAUAUAUUUUUUUUUAUAAAUAAAUAUACAUUUGUAAAUAUUAAAAUUUAAAAUGUCGGUUAGCAAUUUUACCUAUACACCCCUACCGCAACCUGAAGAGAGAUCACUUGGGGAUAACAUGGAUGGAUCGGUAGACGUGCCCAAAUGGACAGAACAGGCUGUUAGUGACUUCGGCACAAAUCCUUUAAAUUAUGAUGAUCGUGAGAAUUGGAGUGUGAUCUUAUCAACCUUCAAAAUUACUAUCGCUAUGAUAAUCAUCACAAUAAUCGUAUUGCUGGUGGGUAUAAUCUAUUUGAGUCUGCGUUGCAAAGGACGUCUAAAUCCAAUCAAGGUUUAUGCAGAAACGCCAAACCAACGCUGCAUACGCUAUGUUUUAACGGUGUUGAUGCUAUUUUUCAUAGCUCUGAUUUUAUACUUUCUUAUAAUGGCUAUAAAAGUGAGCAAUGCGAAGAAAUACGUUCAAGAGCACCACACUUCACGCGAUACUAGAUAUCGGAAAUUGGAUCAUGUUUUAGUUUACAACUACAAUGAAUAUAGACAGCAGGGCGACCAAAAAGCGGAUGAUUUGAUUAAGGAUUGGAUUGAUAAAGAAGUAGGGAACGAUAAACUCAAAGAUAAAUGCCCACCAACGGAUGAUAUAAGCACCACAGAGGAACGCGUGGAGGAAAUCAAUCGUUAAUUUGAACUGCUAUGUUUAGACGUUUUGGAAUGGAGUGAUUAUAUGCGAUUUUUCCAAAGAAAUAUGACGACACUAAUGUUCCAAACAGAACCGGGUCGUAAAAUUUUAAAGAAGCUAAAUUUUCCAAACUUUCUUUCAAAAACAAUGCCAAUAGAUAAAAUCUUGGAUUUUUAUCGCAUCUUCAGUAUAUUGGACAAUUUUUUUAUGGCAUUUUCUAAGCUUUACACAUCAACAAUGGAUUUACCAGAUAUAUUGGAGGCUAGAACAAAAAGCACAUUGUCGCCACAUUUUUCAGAAAUUACUGAAGAUUUUGGCAAACAAUUUCGAACGCUCUCGAAGAAACUUGGCAAUGAACCACAACCAGAGCGAAGUUUCAAAUCAGCGGAAGUUGAAAAAAAUGAUUUAAGAGAGCCUCUUUGGAUUUUUAUCUGGGAAUGGUUGUGCCAUGUAUUAAUUAUAUUGAUAAUUCUCUCCUUGCUAAUAGCAUUAAUGCUCAGAUGCUGUGGCAAACGGCAUAGAGGUGAAGCUAGAUGCUGCAAUCAAGAAAAUGGAUCCUGGCUUUUUCAACUAGCUGCGUUUAUGAUAUUCUUGUACCUUCUUCUCGCCUUAUGUGCAUUUCUUUGGCAUUUUGUACACGGCGUUGGAGCAUAUAAUACCGCUUGUGUCAGCAGUGGUGUCCAUAGUCGAAGAGAACGUGAAGCUGAGCUGAACGACAACGACUUAAAUGUCGAUUGCCUAGAUGAGAGAACCUUUAAAAAGCUCGUACACGAUGAAGUAGAUCUAAAGAUAAAUGUUAGCUUGCCAGAAAAUGUGUCCUUGAAUGGGGCACUCAACAUUACGUUGCCCAAUUUGCGAAAACAAGCCAUAACAUUCAAGCAAAGGGCGAGAAUGUCAAAAAAUCUCAAUAUGUCUAGUUUAUGUGAUGAAGUCAGGGUUAAUAUGGAUCCAAAAGUUUUCACCGAUGUUUACGAGGCAAUGUACGGCUAUGCGAACGGUGAUAUGCCAGAUGAUAAUGACAUUAAAACACUAUCACUAUGCAAUUUGAAUAGUUUUAAACUUUAUCGAAUUGAUGAAUAUGAAGAGAGCACAGUUUACAAAACUGCCGAGCGCAUGGCUAAUUAUUGUGAUAGAGUUGUAGAUUUCUUUAGUGAAAAUUUCGCUAAUAUAACCACUGACUGCCUAAAGGGUAUGGAGCAUAUGAGAGACGAAUUGACAAGGGAAAAUAAAUUCAAUCUAAGCAAACUUUUUGACAGCUUAAACGAUAUGUAUGGGAAUGAGCUUAAUGGUUAUGUGGAUAUGGCAACGGAAGCGCUGGUUAAUAAAGCUGGUCUCUGUCAAAAACGAUUUCGCGCCUCUAGUCAGGAAACGGAUUGUGUGCGGAAUGCCCACUUACAGAAUGUCACCUGGAGUGCUUUGCUGAUAUUGAUGUGGUUAUUUUUGCCAUUAAUUCCAAUAGCUCUGUACUUAGCCAGAUUAUAUGGAACGCUAGAACGAGCAAGAGAACGUGCAAUGACCAGGGGACGCCCCUUAAACAGAAGAAGAAGAGAGCAUAGGCCUAAUUGCAGUUGUGAGAGUAGUAAAAUGCCAACUACAGCCCGAAGUCAGUCAGCGGCACCGGCCGGAGGUCAACAAUGUAAUAAAUGGGAUACUAAAUCGGUAAUGGACGAGAUACAAAAACAUUUAUAUAAGAACCUUUGCCAGAAUCCAGAUUUAUCAAAGAAAACAGCGGUACAGCCAAAUGGUAAGAGGAUGCGUGAAAAGGAAAAUACAAGUGAAAGAAUGGAACCACAAAACGAUAAAAGUAAUAUAAAAGUUCUGCAAGAGCGUAGCGCUAAUUAUGCUAUGCUGGGACAAGCUAAUAAAGGUCUAAUUGAACGAAAACAAUCGAAGACAUGCGAAUCUUCAACCUCAAAGAAUGUUGUUUCCAUUUCUGUACAAAAGUUUCGUGGAAGAGAUAAAGAGAGAGUUUCUGACGACAGUAAAAUGGCAGGCCGUCAGAGCAGUUCGCUUACCAAAACCAGCCCUUUACGAUUUAAUGAGCCUAAAGUACCAAGAGAGCAGCAGCGAAAUGACACGCAGAGACCAACAACGUCGAAAGGUAUCAAUUCAGUGUUAGCCAAGCCAGGUAAUAUAAAAAUCGAAAAGGAUCUUGCUAAUAAGAAAUGUUCUUGUGAGGAAAAAUCCACGAACAAAGCCAAAAAUGAACUUUUAAGUUCAAUAAAACAAACCACAAGUAAACGAGAAGAGCACGAUGAAGCUUGUGAGGAAAUCUUCGAGAGUGAUAAAAAUGUGUUGAGUAUCAAUACGUCUAUUCACAUAAUAAGAUUUAAUAAAAAAGAUAAUUAAAAA